ACGAUAGCGAUGGAUGCUUCUGGCCGAAAUUCAAGUGCAGCUUAAGGGACCGCUCAAUGAUAUCCGUCCGUUGCCAGGGCGGUGAGGCCGCCUCCCAAAUUCUUUCACCUCACUGUGGUCAACGAACUACUCCGGCCUUUCAUAUUGAUCGGAUAAACCCGUCGCGUCCGUUGGCACCGUUCACUUCCUCUCGACUGUCUUUCCUCUGUCAUGGUCGAUACGAUAUCGACUUUUUGAUCAACACGAUGGCAGGUUUACAGUCUCGGUCGGCUUUGUCCCUCCCAUUCUCCCUCUCUACGGCUUUUCACAACCUUUCGUUAACCGCCUCCAAACGGUCCUUUUCCACAACGCUAGCCUCGCAAAAGAUCAAACCGCUGCCUGACUACAUUCCUCCUUACCCUUACGGCCCUAAUCAGGUCUACAGGCAAUCGAAUACAGGUCUCUAUGGAGGCGUUACGAUCCAAUUCGGAAACAAGAUCUCCCAAGGUCGGAAUGAAGGGAAAACCCGACGCAUGUGGAAGCCAAACGUCCGCCGAAAGAAGAUCUUCAGCGAAGCUCUCAAUGAAUGGCUGUAUAUCAAGGUGACGCGUAAGGCGUUGCGGACAAUCCGGAAGUCUGGUGGACUCGAUAACUACCUUCUCGAUGACCGACCGGGGCGGGUUAAGGAACUUGGAGUGUUCGGAUGGAAGUUGAGAUGGCAGGUCAUGCAGACCCCGAAGAUCCAGGAGCAAUUCCGAAAAGAGCGGAAGCGCUUGGGUCUCCCGGAACCCCCGACAUUUGAGGAGUGGGUAGCGCAGAAAGAAGCCGAAAUCAAGGCGCAGGCGGAGGAUCAGACCAACAUCAAGGAUGUCACGAAGCCAAGAUACAAUACAAAGCUAUACUAGAAGGGGCGGAAUCAAAGUUUCUGGAGAAGCAGUUUGAACAGUUGAUUUGUUUCUGAUUUGUGGUGAUCAACGGAUGGGGCGUCUGUAUUAUAAUUUUGGUUAGGGUCACCUCUGUCCCGUAUACCAGCAUACAACUACCACUCGGUUGUUGCGUUUAUUUUCUUGAAUUUGCAUGAUUAGCUCUUCAGUGUACUUUAUACGUUGUCAAUGCUAUUUUGGGUUAAAUAUCUAGUUCAUUAUGGAAUACCAUGGAUGUGGUAUAGGAGAGAAUGACUUAUCACACCACGCAUAUAAUGUCU
Messenger RNA from Aspergillus alliaceus, 1183 nucleotides. Its product is annotated as mitochondrial 54S ribosomal protein bL28m. The record is from RefSeq and is a predicted model, not a curated record. The transcript has a single exon. The coding region runs from base 57 to 884 and encodes 275 amino acids. Lineage: Eukaryota; Fungi; Ascomycota; Eurotiomycetes; Eurotiales; Aspergillaceae. Gene Ontology annotation, cellular component: mitochondrial large ribosomal subunit. Gene Ontology annotation, molecular function: structural constituent of ribosome.